This is a messenger RNA of Cavia porcellus (domestic guinea pig), 2449 nucleotides long. Its product is annotated as NXPE family member 4-like. The record is from RefSeq and is a predicted model, not a curated record. The transcript has 7 exons. Bases 477 to 2120 code for a protein of 547 amino acids. Lineage: Eukaryota; Metazoa; Chordata; Mammalia; Rodentia; Caviidae.
AAGAAAUAAUCCUUACAUGUGUUCAGGUGUAAAUGGGAGCCACAGGAAAGCCAGACACGGCUGGCUCUUAAGGCAUCCACUCUCAGUGUUCCGAGGCUGCUCCCUUCAACUUUUAGAACCCCAAGAGAGGUUUCCACGGCAACUUUAACUAAGCCUCACCCACUAUUACUGAGGCUGAGAUUCUCCCCCUUGCCGUCAGGUCCUAAGGGUGGAGCUCUGAGGCUAGCCAUCACUGAAACCCUCCCCUUCAUGAGACCGUGCACAUCUGUGGCUGAUUCUGUUCAAGCCUCUCAAGGACAAUAUCCCCACAGAAAGUAAAUGGGGUAGUUGGAACUACCCAUAUUUACACAUCUUUUCUCUCUGUGACAUAAAACAGAUCAGGAGAGAAAAAGUGGGAAUACCAGAUGACAUUAACAACACGUGAGCAACCCUGCCUGCUUCCUGUUCUGGGUUAGUGGAGUCCACGGGCCUGAAUUAUGAGAACAAUUGUGAUAAAUCGUAAAUCCGUAUUGGUACUGUUCCUUAUAUUAGCCUUCUGGAUCGGUUUUAAGGCUUUCUACAACCCCGCAAAGAAGUGGGUUACACUCACGUGGCAUGACUCCCUCCCUCACUGGAAUUCCUUUAGGAAGGCCGUGGAUAGUGAAGCAUCACCAUGUUCAGUAGUUUCUGCAGCAGAGACUGACCUGAAGAUCAGGAAAAUACUGAAGAAGAUGGAUCAGCUGAUCCCACCGAGGCCCUUCACCCACAUAUACACCACAAGCAGUGCCAAGCAGAGCACAGCUUCCAUCCUCAACCCUCAAAUCACGUACUGCAGGGGCGACCAGCUGGAUGUCCUGCUACAGAUGAAGGACCACUUGGGACGCAGGAAGGAAUAUGGUGGGGACUUCCUCAGGGCCAGGAUGUCCUCCCCAGACCUGGAGGCAGGUGCAUCGGGGAAGGUGACAGACUUCAACAAUGGCACCUACCUCGUCAGCUUCACUCUGUUCUGGGAGGGCGAGGUCUCCCUGUCUGUGCUGCUCAUGCACCCCAGUGAAGGGGCUUCGGCUCUCUGGAGGGCCCGGAACCAAGGCUACGACAGAGUGGUCUUCAAAGGCCAGUUUGUCAGUGGCAGCUCCCGGGUUGAUACUGAUUGUGGGCUGUUUUUGAACUCAAGUGCUGAACUGUGCAGAUACCUGAAUGCUGAAGACCAAGAAGCCUUCUACUGUGUGAAACCUUCUCAUGUGUCCUGUGCUGCACUUACUCACAUGUAUUCUAAGAACAAGCAAGUUUCCUAUCUUAGCCAUCAAGAAAUGAACCUCUUUGAAAGGUCAAAUAUGGCUGUGGAGAUUAUGAAACACUCCAAUGUGAUCCGUGUGACAAAAUGCAACAGAACAAUCCCAGUGGAAGAUAGAUGCAAGCCUGGGAUGAUAUCCACAGUCCCCAGUGGAUAUGUGUGGAAACAAAAAUGGAAUCCUGUGUCGUGCAUUCUGGCUCCAAUCAACAUCAAAACUUGUCUGGAAGGAAAACUCGUAUAUCUAUUGGGAGAUUCCACAGUCCGCCAGUGGAUAGAGUACUUCAGAAUCAAGAUGCAGAAUUUGUCAUCAGCACUGAGGUUAGUAGAUCUGCAUCAAUAUGGGAAACUGCAAAACCAACUCGCCGUGAACUUGGAUACACAUAUUAACAUCCAGUGGCAAAAACAUGCUUUCCCCUUGAUUGGCUCACUGGUCUAUCCAGUCAGAGAGGUUCAGUACAUUGCCCGGGCCAUUGACAGAAUUGGAGGAGAUAAAAAUACCGUGAUUGUAAUUUCUCUGGGUCAGCAUUUUAGACCCUUUCCCCUAGAUGUCUUCAUCCGAAGAGCCCUCAAUAUCCACAAAGCUGUUGAGCAUCUUCUUCUGAGAAGCCCAGACACUAUGGUUAUCAUCAAGAUGGAAAACACCAGGGAGCUGAAUGGUGAUGUGGAAAGAUUUAGUGACUUUCAUGGCUACAUUCAGUAUCUUGUUACUAAGGACAUUUUCCAGGAUCUUAAUGUGAAUAUUGUUGAUGCCUGGGAUAUAACAAUUGCAUAUGGCUCAAAUGGUGUCCACCUACCUGAAUAUGUUAUUGAAAAUCAAGUUAAUAUAUUCUUAAACUAUAUUUGCUAGAUACCUCAUAUCUGAAGAUCAUUUGUUAACUAAAAGGAUCUAUUGAGCAUGUGCUAGGAUGCCAGGUGGUGCAUUCCUAUAACUCCCUUCUGCACUGAGAAGAUUGUCUGAGCUCUGGUGGAUAUGGAUAUAAAACUAGCAGUUGUGCCAGAUAAGAUAUAUUUAAACUAAAAUUUCACUGAAGACGUGAGACUGAGUAUACGCAUAAAAAGUCUUAUAUAUCCAGACAGAGCCAUGUAGCUCUUCACCAAGGGAAUCUAUGACAACUCUGGAUACAACUUUUUUCUAAUGCUUCAGAAUUCAGAGCAAUAAAAUAGUUGUUAAAUAAA